AUGCGCCCCCCACCCCCACCCUACCACCGAAGUCCUCUCCUGCCCUCAGUCCCCGCUCGGCCCGCCACGUCUCUAGAGAUGCCGUGCAGCAGGAUGCAGGGCGUACUGCCUGUGUGUGGACUGCAGCCCCUGCUGGCCCUCCUUCUGCUGCAAACUGUGGGCUGUGGCGUAACCAACGCCGACACUGUGGUGAAUAUGCGGAAGGUGACCCAUCAGACCAUUAGCGAGGAGCUGUCCAAGACCGUUCUCCUUCCCUGCCUCUUCACCCUCCGCCCCAGUGCCAGUUCAUCCCAUGAGCCCCCCCGAAUCAAGUGGACCAAGGUUUGGGGCCAGAGAGGCUCCGACGGCCUGCAGAAGGAGCAGUCGGUUCUGGUGGCCAAAGACAAUGUGGUCAAGGUGAAGAAGGCCUUCCAGGGCCGUGUAACGCUGCCUGGUUACAAUGAGAACCGCUACAACGCCAGUCUUGCUCUGACAGGGCUACGUUCCAGCGACUCUGGUCUGUACCGCUGUGAGGUCGUGGUGGGCAUCAGUGACGAGCAGGACACAGUUCCCCUGGACGUCACGGGUGUGGUGUUUCACUACCGCGCCCCUCACGACCGCUACGCCCUGUCCUUCGCUGACGCCAAGAGAGUGUGUGUGGAGAACUCAGCAGUCAUCGCAACACCAGGCCAGCUGCAGGCUACCUUUGCUGACGGAUACGACAACUGUGAUGCUGGCUGGCUGUCUGACCAGACUGUACGGUAUCCCAUCCAGUCGCCUCGGCCCGGUUGCUAUGGUGAUCGCGAAGACUCACCUGGAGUCCGUAACUACGGCGAUAGGUCCCCUGAUGAGCUGUUUGAUGUUUACUGCUUUGCUAAGCAGCUUCAAGGUGAAGUCUUCCACUCCACAGUGCCCGAGAAGUUAAGCCUGGCCACAGCCUCUACCCACUGCCAUUCCCUGGGAGCUCAGCUGGCCACUGUGGGGCAGCUCUACCUGGCCUGGCAGGCCGGCCUGGACCAGUGUGACCCCGGCUGGCUUGCUGACGGCAGCGCCCGCUACCCUAUCAACGUUCCGCGGAAGAACUGUGGCGGAGACGAGCCCGGCGUGCGGACCGUCUACAACAACCCUAACCGCACCGGCUUCCCUGACACCACAGCCCUGUACGACGCCUACUGCUACCGAGGCCGCCAGCCAGCGGGGGUCCAGGCUACAGAGGCACAGGCUCUGUACAAGGCCCCCAACCCAGCAGCAGAGGACAUCUCCUCAGUCACUGAAGCCCAGCAUAGUGCCCCUUUUUCCAAGACUUCCACCUGGACCGGAUUGGUUGACUUGGACAACACAGGAGUCCACUCCAUUGCUGGAAUCAACAACUCCUCUGAGAUUUCUGAAGAGCAUGUAGUCAUCCACCUAAGGCCAGAGGAGGGCUGGGAUGAAAACCAGGUUGGACCCAGAAGCAGCCAGCUCAGCCAGGAGGAGUCUGACGGCCCAAAGAGUAGCAGCACCAUGGGAAUUUCUGACCUCGAGAGCCUGGAGAGCCAUGGAGGUUCUGCUCAUGAAGAAGAAGAUGGUGGCUAUUUCGGAUCAUCUGACACCCCAACAUUAUCCUCCAUAGCUUCUUCCACUCCCCAGCCUCAGACCGGUAACAGUGUGUUGGCCGAGUUUGUGAACACUCUGAUGAAGCCAUUUAGGUACUGGAGAGGAGGUGAGGAGGUGGAGGAGACAGAAACCAGACCUUCUGUGCUUGAGGAAAAAGCAGGAGAGAACCAGACGCAGGGAGUGGCAUCCAGCAGAAACCUGAGUAUACCAAAAACAAGUGGAAACAAGGGCAGCAUGGACAAUGCCAUUAUGGAGCAAAGGAGUGGUAGUCUUUCCUUCAGGACUCCUACCAGUGGACCACAGAAUCCAGAGGAAGGUCUGUCCGAGCAGGAGAAAGAGGUGAUGCCACUGAUUCGAUUAGUGCCUGCAGUCCAAAGCACGGGGCAAAAUGACACCCCCACCCAGCCAGGAGAACGAGCCUCCAGCGCAUCUUCUGACGAGCCUCCAUCCAACGGUAACGGAUUCACUGCAACAGGUCCCAACGAGAUAUCCCCACCCAGUGAACAUGUCAACCUAUCCGGUCCUCAGGGUCCCAGAGGAGGCCCGGCCUUUGCUCCCGCCCCCAGCAGCCACUUUCGGUGGGCCAUCAAAUCCAUGCGUGGGUCUAAAUUAGGCCCCCCUGGAAAUGUAGCCUAUGUGGGUAAGCGUCCCACCUGGGAGCCUAUGGAAGCCAAAGCAGGGCCACUCGAGGUGAUGACCCUGCCCACUUCCCUUCGACAGGACAACUCGGAAAACUAUUCAGGCCAGGGGAGGGUCCAGGACGGAGAGGAUGCUAAGUCUCCAUCGGCUGCCAGGUCUGCAUCAGGGGAGGAGAAGGAGACCGAGGGGAGCAGUGAAGGGAGCAACUUUCCCGGCGGGUUUGAAAUGAAAGCCAGCGACUUGGACGCCAGUAGCGUCAAACUGAGUCCCGAAACAAAGUCGUCCCUCAGCCAAAGCCAGACUGAGCUUGUGACCGUGGCAGAGCACACCACCCUGUCCAAGUGGCAGCUAGUGCAACAGCCCAGCACCCCAGCUCAGGGCUCCCAGCAGCCAGACACGGCAGGCGAGGCCAGGGGAGAGAUCUUCUACGUCCACAGGCCCACUGACGACCUCUCGUCUGCUUCCUCACCAAGAGGAGAAAGUAGUUCCAAUUCAGGUUUCACUCCUCUUUUAAGGAAGCAAAGCAAAGGCCCCAGCAGAAAGGAGGUGGUGACUCCCACACCCGAAGCCCUCAUGGAGGUGCUGACAACCUCUGAAGUGACCACAGUGGAGCUCCUGACAACCAGAGACACACAGAGGACGGAUCCUGUCACGACAGCAACCACCACGGAACGUGCCUCAGAGAGCGCCACCCCCGAGGAGUCGUCUAUUUCCAUUUCAUGGGUUCCGGAAGAGCGGGAGAAAAGCCUCUCGGCCGCUCCAGCACCCGGUGACGGAUCUCAAACGACUACAGGUGUCAUUCACUUGACCACCCCUGCGUCAGACUCCAACGCUGGCGCCACAGAAAUGGAAUCCAGGUCAGCAGUGUCCGAGUCCUUUGUGGUUGGAAGUCGGUGGACACCUUUCAAAAGCACGAGCCCUAAGUCGGAGGAACCCAAAGCUCCGGUGUCUAAAGACAAGAAAGACACAAACAACCAUUUCGGCAUCCUCGUGCCCAACUGGGCCUUCGGGCUCUUCCCAUCAGUGGAGAAUAACCCAUGCCAAACCAACCCCUGUCUCCAUGGAGGGAGCUGCUUGCAGGAAGGUGAUGGCUAUAGCUGCUACUGUCCUCAGGGCUUCUCAGGAGAGAGCUGCGAGAUCGACAUUGACGACUGCCAGUCCAAUCCAUGCCAGAAUGGAGGAACCUGCAUCGAUGAGAUCAACUCCUUUGUGUGUCUUUGUCUGCCCAGCUACGGAGGAGCUACUUGUGAGAAAGACACUGAGGGCUGCGAGCACACGUGGAGGAAGUUCCACGGCCACUGCUACCGGUACUUCAGCCGGAGACACACCUGGGAGGACGCCGAGAAGGACUGCAGGGAGCACAGCGGCCACCUGGCUAGCAUCCACAGCCUGGCCGAGCAGAACUUCAUCAGAGGUCUAAGCCAUGACAACACCUGGAUCGGGUUAAAUGAUCGCACAGUGGAGGACGACUUUCAGUGGACUGACAAGAUGGACCUGCAAUAUGAGAACUGGCGUGAAAACCAGCCAGACAACUUCUUUGCUGGAGGAGAAGACUGCGUGGUUAUGAUUGCUCAUGAGAAUGGCAAAUGGAAUGACGUGCCUUGCAACUACAACCUGCCCUACGUCUGCAAGAAGGGGACAGUGCUUUGCGGAGCCCCACCCACGGUGGAUAAUGCCUUCCUGAUUGGUCGGAAGCGUUCCCACUAUGACAUCCACUCUGUCGCACGCUACCAGUGCGCCGACGGCUUCCUGCAGCGCCACGUGCCCACGGCUAAGUGUCGUGCCAACGGCAAAUGGGACCGGCCUAAAAUCAUCUGCAUAAAAUCUCGACGAGCCCACCGCUACCGGCGCCACCACCACCAGGGCAGGAGGGAGCGCAGGAAGCACAAGAGGCACGGCCACAGAGAGAGAGGGCACCACGGAGGAGAGCACGGCCACAACCACGCCCACGUCUGAACCAAAAAGAAAAAAACAACAACAAAAAACACCACGUCCUUUCCUUUUUCUCCUCUGCUGCCAACAGCGGUUUGCCUGUCUCCCUGUCGUCCCUUCCUCUCGCCCCCUCUCCCCAAACACUACUUCCCACCCUGCAGCUCAGAACUCUCCGCCCAAGCCCACUCUCUGCACUGCACUGCCCUGCCCUACGCUCCACUCCCUGGCUCCCCGAGUCAGCCUGUAUCAUAGUCAACUCCGAGGCCUGCCAAGGUGCUGCCCGGCGUCGCCGGGACGAUAACAGAUCCCUUUGUACUCUUUUUACUUUCCUUUCUCUGUUUUCCUUCCUCGUCUUAACUCCCACCUAUCCUCUAACUCGACCCAGUUACUCUCCCUCCGAGCUCAACGAUGACCUGAAACAUGGGGCUACGCUGACCUGUUUUUGAAGGGGUGGGGGGAGAAAUGAAAAACACCUUUGAGAUCCACACCGAACAUUCUUCGGAGGGAAGCAGUUUAGUACAAACUAUAAAUAGGGACGACAUCAAUGAAAACGCCGUAUCAAUCCGUGUUAUCAUCCGUGUUGUUGACUUUGAGCCUUCUGUCUGUUGAACACAUAUUAUUUUUUACAAAUACUCAGUAUUUAUUUCUUCACUCUGCUGCUUCUGGUUGGCUCUUUGUGAGACAUUGUACUUGACUUAAGGCGAGUCAUUCUGAAACAGUUUAAAAUGGAUUUUUCUGUCAAUCCGAGGCAGUUGUAAUUGAAUAAUUUGAUUGUUAGCGUAUCGUAUCUUGUCGUCAGUGUGGGACAGUUACUUUAGAUCAGAUGCUAAACCCCCAGAGGAAAAUGGACAACACAUCUUAAUUCAGCUUCAUCACACAACAUUCUGUCAUCAGUCACUUUUCAGUGAAGUGUCAAAACAAUCUCACACAGCUCUUUUUGUGUCAGACAUCCAUCCCUGUCAUUUUCCAGGGUUAAUCGGAGCCUUUGAUGUCAGUUUUGUCUCAACUCAGCUCAGCAAUCCCACGUUUGCUUUGCCUCUUUUUACAGUACGCGUGGCUGUAAGAAUGUGCACUGGGCAUUAAUGAAGGCGAUGCAGCACGGCAAAGUUCCUCUCACUCAUUAACAGAGUUUUUACGUCUUGGGUUUGAUGAGGAGAAGUGAUGCCAUCAGCCUGGCACAGACAGACGCAGAGAGAGACGGAGCACGUUGUGUCUAUCCAGUAGCAACCUCAUGUGUCCCAGCAAGCACAAGAUAUGACAAAUACACACACAAAAAACAUGUCAUUAAAAAGAAAUCUCCAAAUUUGACUUUCAGCCUUUCAAAACCUUUUCCUAAAACAAAACUGAUUCUGCAAUUAACUUAAUACUUGUUUUCAUGCUUUUCCAUAUUGUGUUAGGAUUUUUUUCUAGGAAGAUAGUCAUUAUAAUGAAAUAGGACAGAUCCCUGUUUUAGUAUAAAGAGUAAAAAUAUAAUUCUUGAAGAAAACAACAGCAUUGGUGUUUUGUUCAAUAAUGACCAUUAUAAUAAAUAAUACAAAUAAAAGAAUUCUCUCAUUAGCAUUAGCAUCCCAAUAGCAAAAAUGGAAGUAAUACAUUUGCCAUUGCCAAAUUGGUCAUUUGACUUUGUCGCUCAUAUAUGAGGACAUGUUCUUAAAACAAGAUUUGUGUUACCCCAAUGGUUGAUUUUUUAUUUUUUUAUUUUAAAUAAUAAUAAUGUUAAGUCUUUAACCUGCAAUAAUUGAUUUCUUUGGCCACUUUGUACCCGCCAACAUUGGUAGCUGUUAGCUGUUAUGGCUAACAUGUUAGCAAACAGAUGCCUAUUUACACAUCCAGCAGAUAUGGAGCAACAUUAGCAUUCACUUGGUGUCAUGACACCAAACAAAUGUAGGUCCAGUAUUCACUCAUCAGUUAAAUAUCUGGCCCUUUGGCAAGCUAAAUGCUCCAGCGUGUUCACCAGCUAUUUGCUAACUGAGCAGGGCAGGUAGCAUACAUUCAGUUCAUCACAAUUUAUUUGGCUGAAAACAACUGCUGAAGGGAGCGAUGAGAGCGAAUGAAAAGAUUAAAGUUAGGGGCCGUAAAACCAAAAUAAUAAGAGGAGAAAGGCCAGGGUGAGUUGGGGAACAGGCAUAAAAACUAGCAGAGACUACAUGUUGAUGAAUGAAAGGUGUGUGAAUCAGGAUAAAUAUAAGGCAGAAGACACGUAGAUGCUGAGAUCUCUAGUUUGUGUGUGUGUGUGUGUGUGUGUGUGUGUGUGUGUGUGUGUGUGUGUGUGUUGCGUGUGCGUGUGUGUGUGUGUUUAUGAUUGAGGAUGUUGACAGUGGCUGAGGUCCCAGAGGAUGAUGAUAGAGAGGGUCAGCAGAGAUUAAAGCUUCCCAUUUCUGGGGCAGACCGAGUCUCACAGCUGCUCACACCUGUGUUCGCUCCUCCCACUUGUCCUGCUUUAAAGAGGGGAUUGAGACGGAUAGAACGAGCGCUUUGCUCUCUUUUCCUCCCAUUUUCCUGCCGGGUAAAUUGGUGUUUUUUAAAGCCAGCACUUGAGGUUGGAGCUUCUGGGAUUAUGUCCACUGACUCCAGCACUUUUAUCCUUUAUGUUUCCCCCUCUUGUUCUUGGUUUUUCCUUCACCACCUCUCGCUUCAGUGCUUUUCGUUUAUCUUCCUCACUCGACAUUCUUUUUUUUGGCUUUCGCUGUUUUUUAAACAAUUUAAAAGUAGUGAAGCACCUAAAUUCACUUCAACCAGAUCUUUUUUCAGGCUGUUUUUUUUAGCAGCCUUUCACCCAUAUUAUAAAAAAAAAAAAAAAAACACUAAAGCAUGAUCAGGUUAUAUAAAGCUGCAUGAGGUAAGAAAAUCAAUCCUGUGCACAUUAAUUCCCUGCCUUUUGUUGUCUCUUCUCACCUUGGCAAGGACAAUACUCCUCUCUGCACGGAGAAGGAAAGUGAACCUACACCUCCGUAUCAGUUUAAUUAAUCUGCUGCAUGCCUAAUUAACAAGUUGCAUUAUCUGCAGAACAGCGGAGCCGCGAUGACAAGGGAAGGGUUAGGUUGACGGACAGCCAGUGAACGGUUUAGGGUGACGGACAGGAGACCCAGAGAACUGUCACAGCCGUCACACCCCUGUCUCUUCUUAGAUGUCAGGCUGCAACGGGAAAAUGGAUCGAGCACGGGUGGUUGAGUGAAAGGGCAGACAGAAGCCCCUCUCACAGUAAUUCAGAUCAGAGUUGAUGCCCAGAGACAGUGUAAUUAUAAGCUGUGUAAAUGUUGAGCUGUGUGACAGGAGUUGAAAACUUUCUAAAAAGUAAAAUUUGGGCCGGAGAACAGAGAGCGAGGAGACAUGAUUUGACAAAAUUGAAUUAAUGAUGACAAGUAAAUGAAAUUACAUUCCAACGGAUCUAUGUUGAGGUGAGGAAAAGAUAAUCUGUUUAAGUCAUGUUUAAUCUGCUUUUCUGUCUUCUUCGCCUCUGCAGAGAUUUUUAGGCCUAGCACAAACACACAGAUUUGUGUUCAACUUGUGUUCGUGCGUGCGCGUGUGUGUGUGUGUGUUUUGUCUCUGUAAAGGGACAGCUUGUUUUUGGUCCGUCCUCUAGGAAGUUUUUUCUCACUCUCGCUGUUUUCUGAAGGUGCCAGACUUUCUGACAGCUUCUCUCCGACCCUCUCACAUAACGCUUUUAGUAUUAAAUUCAUGCAAAAACAAACACACUUUCACACACAUACUUUUCUUCUUCACAUUUCAAACACAUUGACCCUCGCUUUCAGAAGUGUCUUGUCUCUCUUCGCUCUUGACUCCCUCUUUUCAUCUCCUCGGCUCACACCCGUCUCUCCGUCCCCCGCUGGUCUUUCUAGUGGAAGCCCCGAGGGUGGGCAGACAUUCAGGGACCGAGCCUUUUAAUUUGUGUCCUAAUUGUGAAAGAGUGACUUCACAGAGGUUACUGUCAGCUGUAUCUGGUCUCAGCAGCCUGAGAGGGGGAGCGGCAAGCAAACAAUUGAACGUCUUCAAAGCCAGCAGGCCUCUCCUCAGGCUCAGCUACCUAUCCUAAAUGUGACAUGUGACAAUGAGUCAUUCCCCUCGCUCCCAGUUGAAGUCCUCAGCGGAGUUUGGCAGAGAUGAGAUAUGAGUGGGAUUGAGGGGAGUGAAUCUUUACACCUCUGUGUGCUCUUACUUUAGCUGUGCAAUUUGGUUGCACUCUGUCUACAAAAAAAGCACAACUUGUUUAGAUUAGUUGUGUAUGUUGUGAAGAAAGUGUGUGUCUGGUUGAAUCAGUGGGACAAAAGUGAUACAAACGAGUCAUUGGCAAUUGACGUUGGGUGCUCAAAGGCAACAGCAAGUGUUUGAAGCAGCAUUCAGAAACACACCAACAUCAUAUUUUCCUUUCACAUAAAAAAAAACAACAUAACACAACAACAAAAAUGAAGGUGAGAGGGAAAAAAUGAUUGAAAGGGGGUUAUAGAAGGCUGACCUAAUAUCCAAGUAUGAAAUUAAAUAUAAUAAAACAACAACAAAAAAGCUAAUUAAACCUCAAAGUUAAAAGCAAGUACCUUCAAAGCAUAUAAAUGAAUACAGGCAUUACAGGGUAGGCAUUUAAUAAUACAAAAACAAGAGCAGUAAUUGACUUUUCUCAAAGCCCCCUUAGUUACUGUUGCUAUGUCUUCCAUGUGAAAGGUGUCUUAAAUAUGCAGUUGAUAUCUACGUACAUGAUAUCAUGCAAGCAAAGACUAAAGCUACAGGUUAAACAUGUCGCAGUCAAAAAGUUAGCAUCCACGCCCGUUGAUGAUAAGAUGCUCUUAGCCUUUGUGCUUUGAAGAAAAAUGUCAGACUCUUAUUUAAUUCAAACAUGACCCUGUUUAGCUUGCAUAGCCUACUUGGAUUUGCAUUUUUAAACAGUGUGUUUGACUUUUAACAUUACAAAAGAAAAGGCUUCAGGACUAUUGUUUAUUGUGAACGUAGGGUUUCUGGAGUGUGAACUUCCCUAAAUCCAAAUAGAGCAGGACAGAGCCGACUAACGUUAGCCCACACUCUGAUAUAGUAUAUAUAUCAGAGUAUACACACUGAAAUACUAGAGUGAUGGAUGUGCUUGUCGGACUCUUAAAAACUUUUAAAUACCUUUUACGUAACUUGUAACCUCACAAAAUAAUGUGGAAUGAAACGCCCCUGUCCUUGGAGGUAACGCUAGGUUACAAGUAGUAGUAAGCUGAACAUGCUUAACAAAUGCAUCUUGUGUUCACUGCAGAGCAGUAUUGUCAAGAGAAAUAAGUGACAUUUGACUGUGUGUGGGAGCGUGUGUGACUGCGUGGGCCUAUUUGCAAACCGUGUGAAAGAAAAUUGUACUGUAACAACUGUUUAUGACGUGAUGCAUUGAAAUGCAGUGCUCAUCAGCAAUGACAACCUGAUGAGAGCGGUAGAGGCUGUUGGGUUCAGUGGCACACAGACGGACUAUUGAUUCCAUGAUUAAGCUGUCUGUCUUGGUUUCCAAAUAAGUCCGUCGAUGGCAUUGACGGCACAAUAGCGCCGACUGACCGCUGGAUGUUUUCUAAAUGACAUGGAAAACGGACUGUCAUGGCUCACUGCUGCUUCUGCAUGAUUUGUACCAUUAUCUUCUUCUCAUCAGACCUUUCAAAACUCUUUUUUUCCAGCUGUUCUGCAUCCGAUGCACGAGUACACCCCUAGUGGUGUUUGUAUGGCAUUGCGUCUCUGUCUGAUAUUGAGUUGAGACAAUUCAUCAUCGCCGAGAAACCGGCUGCAUUCGGUUGGGAAGUAUGAAUGGAAAGAUGUUACAGUGAGAGAAUGAGAAAUGAAAGAGACAAGCGAAGAGCAGAAAUCAAUGACAAACACUCUUUCUCCUCAGUGAUGUAAAUACUCUGAGGUAUUUUCUUCUCUUUUUUUUUUUUUGAAUCCAUUUAGACUCUGGGUGUGUUUUGCUUAGCCUUUCUGGACCAUAUUCAUACAGCCUCAGUGGAUCCCAAACCCAUCUCCCUCUUUCUGUUUUUCCCCUUCUGCUCACACACAUUGCUGUUUUGAACUGCUGCAUUCAGACAAACAGAGACACACACUGAUUCUUUACCCUACAGGGAAAUAUCACUUCUUUUGGCUCCGUUCCCUGCACAAUACUUCAGUUUGCAGCUACACUGUGUUCAUGUCGGCUGUGAAUCUAGAUACAUAUAACGCCAACUGAGCCUGUCUACGGCUGUGUGAAUG
Perca flavescens (yellow perch) is the source of this 10335-nucleotide messenger RNA. RefSeq names its product neurocan b (gene ncanb). Gene Ontology annotation, biological process: positive regulation of neuroblast proliferation; glial cell differentiation; skeletal system development. NCBI's taxonomy places the organism in Eukaryota, Metazoa, Chordata, Actinopteri, Perciformes, Percidae. The record is from RefSeq and is a predicted model, not a curated record. Gene Ontology annotation, molecular function: calcium ion binding; hyaluronic acid binding. Gene Ontology annotation, cellular component: synapse; perineuronal net. The transcript is spliced from 16 exons. Bases 1 to 4170 code for a protein of 1389 amino acids.